Molecule: messenger RNA, 3983 nt
Organism: Triplophysa rosa
Lineage: Eukaryota; Metazoa; Chordata; Actinopteri; Cypriniformes; Nemacheilidae
Gene: jade1
Product: jade family PHD finger 1
Exons: 11
Coding region: 164-2650 (828 amino acids)
Biological process (GO): regulation of transcription by RNA polymerase II
Cellular component (GO): histone acetyltransferase complex
Source: RefSeq, a predicted model, not a curated record
GCAGUAGCGGCACGCAUACGCAACCUGCGUGUGUUUGUGUCUGGGGUGGAGGAGAGCGACUACUCAAACUGUGAGCAAGAACUAGCCCCUUACAAACGCCAGCGAAGCAUCAGCAAGGCCAUUUUGUGUAGAUUUCCUGAUCACCUCAAGACAACGGCAGCCGAUGAUGAAGCGAAGCCGUGUCCCAAGCACCAGUGAGGAUUCGGACAAUGGAACCUAUGUUUCUGUUUCUCUAGGUAACUCCACAUCCUGGUCUCAGCACUCCAAGCACAGGAAACAGAAUGGAAAGAGACCUUCAGAGGUGUUCAGGACAGACCUUAUCACUGCUAUGAAGUUGCAUGACUCAAACCAGCUGAAUCCAGAAGAUUAUUAUGAGCUGGCUGAUCCCUGGCGACAGGAGUGGGAGAAAGGAGUUCAAGUGCCCGUCAGUCCUGACUCUAUACCGCAACCAAAAGUGCGCACUGUAGCUGAGAAAUGUCCCGCUGCUCUGUUCGUCAGACCGAAGAAGCUGAUUCGCUCUUCUGAGUCAUCGAUGCUGGGCUAUGUGGGUAUUCAGGCUCUAGCUGAGGGCAUGUGUCGAUAUGAUCUGAAUGAAGAGGACGUAGCUUGGCUAGAGAUCGCUAAUGCAGAGUUCAGUAAGAUGGGUAUGCAAUCUCUGGAUGAGCUGACAAUGGAGCGGGUCAUGGAGGAGUUUGAAAGGCGUUGCUAUGACAACAUGAGUCACGCCAUGGAGACAGAGGAGGGGCUUGGUAUCGAAUAUGAUGAGGAUGUGGUCUGUGAUGUCUGUAAGUCACCUGACGGCGAGGACGGCAACGAGAUGGUGUUCUGUGACAAGUGCAACAUAUGCGUGCACCAGGCAUGUUACGGUAUACUGAAGGUUCCGGAGGGCAGCUGGCUCUGCCGUACUUGUGCUCUGGGCAUCUUUCCCAAGUGCCAUCUGUGCCCUAAGAAAGGCGGAGCCAUGAAACCCACCCGCAGCGGAACUAAGUGGGUGCACGUCAGCUGUGCUCUCUGGAUACCAGAAGUGAGCAUUGGUAACCCUGAGAAGAUGGAGCCUAUCACUAAUGUGUCUCAUAUACCCGGCAACAGAUGGGCGCUAAUUUGCUGUGUGUGUAAAGAGAAAACAGGAGCUUGUAUACAGUGUUCUGCCAAAAGUUGCCGUGUGGCUUUCCACGUGACCUGUGGUCUACAUUAUGGUUUAAAGAUGAACACAAUCCUAACAGAGGCGGACGAGGUCAAGUUUAAAUCCUUUUGUCCCAAGCACUCAGGCAUGGACUGGAGUGAGGAAGAGGGAGAUGAAAUUAGACCAUUGAAAGAGCAAAGAGAGAAAAACAGAGGGCUUGAUUUCUCUUCCGAACCCAAAACCGCACAAAACCAAGAAGAGACGAGAAUUAGCGAGCGAAAGCUGCGAGUGCAGCAGCUCGAGGAUGAGUUCUAUCGCUUCGUCGCUGCUGAUGAGGUUGCCGAACACCUGCAGUUGCCUCUGGAGCUGGUGGACUUCCUUUUCCAAUAUUGGAAGUUAAAACGAAAGGUUAACUUUAACCAGCCACUGAUAAUGCCCAAGAAGGAAGAAGAAGACAGCCUUGCCCGGCGGGAACAGGAAGUGCUUUUGCGACGACUUCGCCUUUUCACCCAUUUGCGACAAGAUCUUGAGCGGGUGCGUAAUUUAACGUACAUGGUCAGUCGUCGGGAGAGGAUAAAACGAACCUUGUGUCGAGUACAGGAGCAGAUCUUUCACCAUCACAUUAAACUGCUCGAGCAGGGGCGGGUUGCUGGUAUAUCUUCUACUAGACAUUUGGAGGAGGCUAUGUUUUACUUCCGAACGGCACCUCCAGUUUCAGCUUCCCCCCAACCUCUGAAAGGUCACUGCGGGCAGAACAGUGCACUGGGGUCCACAGUUCAGACUCACGAGAAGGGUAGCAACCAUUACAGAAUAUCAAAACAGGCCUCAGUUCAUAUGACCAGGCUGGAGGGCUUGGUGAUAGACAAGUUUUAUAAUUUUGAGGGAGUCAUUGAUUCCAACUCUGGAGGUUGCAAGGUUUCGAAAAACGAGGCGGCAGCAUCAGCUACAGCAAAACGUUCAGAGUCCAGGCUGAGAGGAACUGUUGCUCAUAGAAAAGAUGAGACUGAGUGCCCCCUAGAGGACAGGAGGAGGAGAAACAAGCUAUUGGAGCAGGUGUCUGUGAAAGAUAAACUUAGGCAGUCAAAGCUCCUGGAGGAUACAGUGAAGAAUGAAGUGGAGGAAAGCGAUAUGAAUGACACACCAACAACAUACAAUGGUUCGCCAAGAAAGACGAAUCCAAGCCAGCAUCAGAGAAAACUUGUGCCAAAUGGGAGACAUCUGAAAAACUGGGGCAGUUUCAGAAUUCCCAAAAGGAGCGAGAGAACAGCGGGGGGUAGAGGUGGACAGGAAGAAAGUGACGACCUAAAUUCUUCCUUAAUGGAAACUAAUGCAACUCCCACUUCUUCCUCCCCUCCGAUUAGAACCCGGUUAAGGACAGGCAGUGAGAACCGACGUCACGCGGGAGACUCUGAGCAUGGCCAGUCGGAGCAGGGCAAAAGGUGUCACACCCAAAGACUUCGAAGUCAUGAUCCAAUGACUGGACGUUACGGUUCUGAUGUCAUCCAACGUGGAGUUCUUGCGUCAUGAAAACUAUAUGACAUUUAGUGUCAAGAAAUAUAUAUAAUUUUUCUCGUUAAUUUGCUCUUAAGUAAAAUCAGCACUUCAACUAGUGGAACAAUAUUUAUUUUUCUAAUCUGUAAUAUGUCUGAUAUUGCUAAAACUAUCCAUUUUUGUGUGUAUACCAUUUUCUCCUGUUUUGAUGCUUUGGCAAUGCUUUGGUGUGCAAAGCAUACAUGGAGAGGUUUCAAAGAGACCUGAUGAAGAAUAAAUAUUUUCUUAAUUUUGAGUUCAACCCUUUAAAUCAGGUAAAAUGAACUGGCACAAUUUAUAGUUGAUGAGAUAUAACCAGUGUAAAAAAAAUCUUGUACGGCCCAACCGUCUUAAAGGAAUAGAUCAUCCAAAUAUGGUCCCCAUUGUUGGAAUAAAAAUGACUAUGGUCAAGUCAGUGGGGACCAUUUUUGGGUGAACUAUUCCUUUAAGUCCCCUAGAAUUACUGCACUUAACUGAGCACUUAAUUUUCUGACCACAAUAAGUGCCCAAAUGUUAGAUACGUUUGUUUUGAUUUAAUUCUCAGUAUUCGACUAACUUAAAAGGCCAUCGUGUGUUGCAUAUGUGACGUGCCAUAGUUCUGGCACCUUUUACUUCUCAGGUAAAAUCUACUUGUAUGUGUACUUUAAUUUAUAGUGUCAUGUUUUGUUAUUUUUUCCUCUCUUUCAAAUGAACCAAGCAUGUAACAGGUCAAUGCCUUGUGUACUCUCUUUGGUCAUGAAGUAAUACCUUUCCAGGAAUAAAAAAAAACCUUCCAGCUCUUUCAGUUAACAAUAUUCUUCAGCAAUAGAUGGACACUAGAUUCAAAAAGAUUGAUCCACACUCCAAACUGAAUUCUUGAGGACUGAAACCAUUAGCAGCUUUGAUCAGGUACUUCAUUUACAUGCAACAUCCAUUACCUUGAAUUCACUUUUGCACUCGAUAUUUAACAAUAACAUAAAACACUAUCAUUGUUCUAAUAAACACUGUUGCAUUUAAAGGACUAUUCUUCUUGACAUGGUUGCCUUGGAGUAGUACUAAAAUAAAAUGUGUUUUGAAAUAUUUUCUUUAUAGCUUGUAAAACGUCAGGCAAUUUGUGAGUUGAUCUCCUUCAAAAAAGUUUAUCUUGUGCCUGAGUGUUUUUGUGUUUUUUUUUGUUGAGAUAUUGCACUAGAACAUUAGCCAGAGAGCUUGCUAUAACUGUUCUCGAAAAGUAUUUCUACAUGUUUAUAUAAACGGAACGCUGCUGUAUUCUUCUUCGUUCUUGUAUUCUUAUGCGAUACUUUAGUUUUGUUGCAGAUUGUGAAUAAAUUUUCUUGAGGUUACUUUUGGA